AUGUCUCCAUCAACACUUCCCAACUGUACACCAAUUCGCGACAUAUUGGAUGGCAAAGUUCAAGCCGGUGCGUUGGUCAUCGUAGUCGGCAUCGUUGUGGAAUUCAAAGUUCCAGUUCCUACAAGAGGGAGUGAUUGGAAAUGCGAAAUCAAACUUUACGAUUCUUCAAUUCAAGAUGACGACUCGAUCGCUUUCAACAUUUUUCGCAAAAAAGGACAGUUUCCAAAGGUAGAUGGUGGUGAUGUUGUGCUGGUCCAGAAAGUCCAACAAAGAGGGUCAGAAUGGUCUUUGUUGACCAGCUUCCCCACCAGCAUUUCGGUGUAUGAAGCUUCCAAGAUCCCUAAACCUCCUGGCGAAGCUUCAUGCGCAUUGUAUCCUACCAGCUACCCCAAGGAUACCCCCCCAAACGGGCAAGAGAAUGCUUUUGUUUCUCAGAUGUAUCACGCCAUUAACCUAGAUCGGGUUCCAGCUCAAGAUGAGUUUGAGGUUAUGAUCGCUGCUUCUGCAAAUGUCAAGGAGAAAUUCAGCCUACUUAAAGAUGUCAGAGAAGGGCAGUUCUGCGACAUAGUAGCCCAGAUUGUGAAGCCACCCUAUGAUUCAGGUGGCGUAGUAACUUUGUGGGUUUCCGACUAUACAGAAAAUCCGUCGUUUUUCAACCAUUCCAUCGGUGCAGGUGGCGCUUCGCUUGGGCGAGAUGGCGACCCGUACGGCUAUACCGACAAGUUUACAACAGCCGCCAAAACGAAUGAUUGGCCAGGGCCUUACGGCAAGAGAUCCAUACAAAUCAGUUGCUGGGAACCUCAUGCUGGCGUUAUUCGUAACCAAAACAUAGAUAUCGGGUCAUGGGUCGACGCAAGGAAUUUGCAGAUCAAGACAGGCAGAAAUGACAACAAUUUGGAAGGUUUCCUCAGGGAAGAUCGUGAUGCUUCCAGUUCCAAGCUUGGCUUGCAGAAGGUGGACUUGAAAGUUGAUCCCGAGUAUGUUAACCCUCGUGCAAAGGCGGCAUUGGAGAGAAAGAGGGAAUACGAACGCCUGAGAAACAAGCAGCUCAAGGACAUAAGCGAGGCCAGCAAAGCAGGAGAAAAGCGUAAGAAAGGCAUGGAAACGAGCAAGGAGGUGAAGAAAGAGAAUGCAAGAGCGAGGCGUAAAGCCAAACGUAAAAGGGAAGCCGACAGGCAAGACCAAGACGAUGACCAAGCAGAAGAGGAUGCAACUCAGAUCGCGGACCUGAACACACGAGUGAAAUGUGAGAACCAAGGGAAGGCGCCUAGUCGACUUUCGGAAAUAACUAGCAUCGUGUAUCAUGAAACGACCAUCGAAGGAGAAAGCGUAAAGGUCCCCCUGCCAUUUGUAAACUUAAACUACCGGGCCAAUGUUCGAGUUGUCGACUUCUCUCCACCAAACCUUGCAGAUUUCGCAUAUCCAAAGAAGGAGUCAGAAUACGACAUCCUCUCUGACGACGGUGAAGACUCUGUGUCCGAUGACGAUUCCGAAGAUGAUCAGCAGCUAAGCCAGAUGACGCUGGAUACUUUCGCUCGAGUACGGAAUUGGGAAUGGCGCUUCUUCUUGGAACUCGAAGACGCAGUUGAUAAUCACAAGCAGAAGAAGCAAAGGCUAUGGGUACUUGUGGAUAACCAAGCUGCUCAGUGCCUUACCGGUCUCGAUGCGUCAAACUUGAGACAAGACAAAGAGCUACUGUCUACGCUUCGCGACAAAUUGUUCACUCUUUGGGGAAACCUUGAAGAAAAGAAGACGGCCGCCCAGGAAGCAGUAAGAAAGGGAAACCCUCCAGCUGAUAGCGAUGACGAGAACGAACAAAAAACUGAGGGCAACGAGUCAAAGACGCAAUUGACAAAUCGAUCUUUUCCAUGCUGCAUACAACAAUAUGGCAUCAAAGUUACCGAACCAGACCCGUCCAAGGCCAGUGCAGGAGACGGGAAGCGGUGGCAGAGAAUGUUCCGCCUCUUUGGCACCAUGAUUGCAGGAGGAUAG
Molecule: messenger RNA, 1992 nt
Organism: Fusarium venenatum
Lineage: Eukaryota; Fungi; Ascomycota; Sordariomycetes; Hypocreales; Nectriaceae
Source: RefSeq, a predicted model, not a curated record